CCAAGCCAACCAACAGACAGGGUAAAUACUGUCAACACUCAGUUACCCUUAAAGACAGGUUUAACAACAACUCUGAAACUGGAAUCAUAACGCUGAAGCAAGUCAGUGCGAUUAAGCGACGGGGCGGCCCUCGUGGCCGGGAUGCCACUGUGUGCCGUGCCAGUCCACAGUGGACGGUGAGGGGCAGGAGGAAGGGACCGAGUGCAGGAGACUGAGAGGAGGCGGCCCACACCAAACAGGAGACAUGAACCUCUGCUGGAACGAGAUCAAACGCAAGUCCCACAACAUCCGGGUGCGGUUGGAGGCCUUCUCUGAUAACAGCGGGAAGCUGCAGCUUUCUCUGCAGGAAAUCAUAGAAUGGCUGACAGCCAAAGACGAGGAGCUGUCUGAGCAGCUACCCAUUGGAGGCGACGUGGGGGCUGUCCAGCACCAGAGGGAGUUCCACCAGGCAUUCAUGGAGGAUGUCAAGUCUCGCGGGCCGUUUAUCUACUCAGUCUUGGAGUCUGCCCAGGCCUUUCUGGCUCAGCACCCCUUCCAGGAGCCAGAGGAGACCCUGACCGAUGGAAAAGAAGUGUCUCCACGUCGGCGGAUCUUGAAUGUGAGCCGCUCGGUAUGGAAGCAAGCGAACGUGGCCAGUGAUCUGUGGGAGAAGCUGACUGCACGCUGUGUGGACCGGCACAGACACAUGGAGAGGACAUUAGAGCGUCUACUCCAGAUCCAAGCAGCAAUGGAAGAGCUGGCAGUGGCCUUGGAGCAGGCAGAAGGGGUCAGGGACGCCUGGGAGCCUGUCGGAGACCUCUUCAUCGACUCUCUGCAGGACCACAUAGACGCCACCAAGUUAUUUAAGGAGGAGCUGACGCAGGUGAAGGAGGGCAUGAAGCAUAUCAAUGACCUGGCCCACCAGCUGGCUAUCUCCGACGUCCAUUUGUCGAUGGAGAAUGCUCGUGCCCUCGAGCAUCUUAACAGCAGAUGGAAAGUGCUUCAGGGUUCAAUAGAAGAGCGGCUGAAGCAGCUCCAGGACGCACACCGAGACUUCGGACCUGGAUCGCAACACUUCCUUUCCAGUUCAGUGCAGAUACCAUGGGAGCGCGCCAUCUCCCCGAACAAAGUGCCCUACUACAUAAACCACCAGGCCCAGACGACAUGCUGGGACCAUCCAAAGAUGACAGAGCUAUACCAAGCACUGGCGGAUCUGAACAACAUCAAGUUCUCCGCAUACAGAACAGCUAUGAAACUGCGGCGGGUUCAGAAGGUGCUGAGAUUGGAUUUAGUAGCUCUGAGCAGCCUCGUGGAGGUGUUUCGGGAGCAGGAACUCCAGCAGGGGGAGCAUGUGAUGGAUGUGGUGGAGGUGAUCCAUGGCCUGACAGCUCUGUACGAGCGGCUGGAGGAGGAGCGCUCCAUCCUGGUCAACAUCCCGCUUUGUGUUGACAUGUGCCUCAACUGGCUGCUAAAUGUCUAUGACAGUGCUCGAAAUGGCAAAAUGCGUGUUCUGAGCUUCAAGAUGGGCUUGGUGAGCUUGUGCAAUGCAGACGUCCAAGAGAAGUACAAAUACUUGUUCCGUCAGGUGUCUGGUACUGGAGGUGUCACAGAUCAGCGUCACCUCAGUUUGUUGCUUCAUGAAGCCAUCCAAAUCCCACGACAGCUGGGCGAGGUUGCUGCUUUUGGCGGCAGCAAUGUGGAGCCCAGUGUCCGCAGCUGCUUUCGCAUGGCCCCCGGGAAACCUGCCAUUGAAGUGUCUCACUUUCUGGAGUGGAUGAGCCUGGAGCCCCAGUCGAUGGUUUGGCUGCCUGUCCUCCACCGUGUGGCUGCUGCAGAGUCUACGAAGCACCAAGCCAAAUGCUACGUCUGCAAACAGUGUCCCAUCAAGGGCUUCAGGUAUCGCAGUCUGAAGCAGUUCAAUGUGGACAUCUGCCAGACAUGUUUUCUAACCGGCCGCACUACCAAGGGAAAGAAGUUGCACUACCCUAUCAUGGAGUACUACACCCCGACAACCUCCGGAGAGAAGAUGAGGGACUUUGCCAAGACUCUGAAGAAUAAGUUCAGGUCGAAGCAGUACUUCACCAAACACCCUCAGAGAGGUUACCUACCAGUGCAAUCUGUGCUGGAAGCUGAGACCUCUGAGACGCCGUGCUCCUCACCCAAGCUUCCCCAUGCAGAUACUCACAGCAGGAUUGAACAUUAUGCCAGCAGAUUGGCAGAAAUGGAGAGCCAGAAUUGUUCAUUCUUCACAGAUAGCCUGUCUCCUGAUGAAAGUCUGGAUGAAGAUCAGUACCUCCUGCGUCACUCCAGCCCAGCCUUGGACCAGGACUCACCCUGCGGACAACACCUGCUUCUGGCUCAGCUCGAACACCAGGACAAGGAGCAGCUCCAACGCACCCUGGCCCGCCUGGAGAAUGAGAACAGGGUGCUGCAGGGGGAGUACAGACGUCUCAAAUGGAAGCAUGAAGAGGCAGCGUCUGUUCCUAUGCUGACUGAAGCCGGAGAGGGCGAUCCAGGUUCACCCACAGCAGGCAGCCAGCAGGACGAGGAGCUCCUGGCCGAGGCGCGCGUCCUCCGUCAACACAAGACCCGCCUGGAGACCCGUAUGCAGAUCCUGGAGGACCACAACAAACAGCUGGAGUCCCAGCUGCGCAGGCUCAGGGAGCUACUGCUACAGCCCAAAGAUGAUUCAGAGGCCAACGGAUCAGAACCAUCAACCCUGUCUUCUCCCGUGUCUGGAGGGGGUCACCACGGGGAGCCGGCCAGCAGAGAGACCACUGACACUGAAGCAGCAGGAGAUGAUGUGGAACAUGAGCAGGACACGGUGCUGCAGCUUCAGGAGGUCAUCGAACAACUGAGAAACGUCUUCCCUUCAGAGCCGGGGACCACCUCACACAUUUAACCCCACAUGGACCUGGAAGAGCAGAGUGAGAGCCUGAAUGGACGCCGAUGGCUGAGGAGGAGGAGGAAGGGGAGGGGGGGGGUUCCAUACGGCUGAGGUCAGGCCACAGAUCACCGGGCCUCAUGACUGCAACAGCUAAGAUACCCAGAGCUAACCCUCUACCGGAACUUUGUGCACUAAAAGCCUUUUUCAUGCAAACUGCUAAAGGCUCAGGCUGAUGUCCGUUUGGCCAGACUGCGCUUGAUAACUUCAGAAGUGCAGCCUGACACUAUGUUAACGAGCCAAAGGAAACUAACUUUAGCAGCAGAUCAGGGAAAGACUAAUGUAAAGGAAAAUGCUCAGCCAAGACACUGUGCUUACCAGUAUCUGUGUAGUUGUUCAGAGGUGUGAAGCUUUAUAUCAAUCCACAGCACAAAUUGGACUAACCAUGAAAAGAAACAAAAAGAAAAUGCAAACAAGCAUAAGAAGGAUACCCUCUGUUGUGUCAGAAUGCCUGUAUUUUCAGUGUUCAUUUUUGUAUGUCAUCCCCGAUGUUGUUAUUGUUUUUUGAUGGGAGGUAGCACGGUAAAGCUCGCUAGUGUAAACUAGAUCAGGGCUGGGCUGACUGCGCUUCAUGUGGCUGCGUGGUGCAGAUUGUCAGGGAGUUGACAGCACCCACAACGAGCUUAUUUACUUUGUGAGAGUGACACAUCAUCAGUUAAAUCCAUGAUUUAUUCAAGACAGCCAAAGUGCCCGCUAGCACAGCGCCUCUGUAUGCACAUACUGUAUUCCUCUAAUCCCUUCAAACUGCUUGUCGCUCUCAUUGCUCGCCUCCCCUAAGUGAGCCCUUUACGCUCAUUCACAGCCACUCAUAUUAACUCCACGUGCAUACAGUUUUGCUGCUACAUGCAUACAUCCACAUGUGUUCAGUGUGUUCCUUCCCCUAUCCUCAUAAUGCAUUAUACACCAAAACACAAAUACUUCCUGCAUGAUCAAUAACAAGCUCUGCUGCAUCCCCUAAAUUAUAAACAGCUACCAGAGCCAUAAAAAUGGAGAUCUGUUUCAUCUCUUGGGUUCCCAGAAUCGAGUCAAGCUCCAAGUUGUGAGGCAGUGUGUUUUGUGGAAGAAAGUUUUUUAGAGGAAAUGUCUGUUGAUAAAUACAUCAGCAUGCAACAGUCCACUUGAGGAUUUUUGUGUUCUCCUGCUGUGUGCAGUGAGAGUGAAGGAAGGAGCUUCAGGCAAUAGUGCUGCCAGGCUGAACCUCUCUCCCUCACUACCAGGCCAAUUGCAGACACUACAGGGGGGGGACAAGAAGUGCCACCAUAAUACGAUCCUACACUGACUUCAUCCUUAAUAAUCCCUCCACUCCAUGUAGAUUUGAAAAGAACAGUAGCCUUUCUGCCUGAAAACAUUACUGACUCUACAUGCCUCCUUUUCAGUCACUAAUGCACACUUAAUUGCUUUCAGAUUUACAAAAAGAUGAGUGGUUAAGAUGGCUUUGCCUUCGUCAUAUCAGGGUCAUAGGGUGCUUUCUGUUCUAAACUUAGCACAGUCAAUGAAUGCCUUAAAACCAAACUGAAUCCACAUUAUCAAGAGGAGUUUUUCUGACACACACAAAGGACCUUUUGGUGUUUUUACAUUCAGGGAAACAGGCGGCGUCAGGCUUGUGUCUUUGUCUAUCAGCUUCUUUCAGACCCUGGAUAGUCUUGUGGCUCAUUUUGAAGACAGAGUAACUGGAAUAAUGGGAAGUGGAGAACACAGAGCGUGAGCUUCCAUACAAUGAAACCAGUCUAGGAGUGCGUUUAUGAGUGAGGCUAUGAUGCUGGGAUUGCUUCGAGGGACUAGGCAUCUGAGAAAUGAGAGGAAAGGUGCAAAGAAAAUUCAGUUUAUUGCUUGAGGGUUGGUGGGAGAGAUCUACUUUGAUGUGCCUGCAACAACAAAAUCCCAGAAAGUGGACAAGAGGCUGUCUGAAACAAGCCAACUGUGGCUCUGUGUGAAUCUCAGCAAUCAAACCGCCUCAUUUUUACAGAAAACACAGAAAUACAUGUUUAGGAAUUCCUCUUAAACCUUACAAGUACACUCUGACCUCUCAUAUAUGAGUUUGAAACCCAAGUGCUGCAUUCAUUAUGGGCUCCUGCUCCAGGCGCUUAACGCUCACAUUUGACAUUAUUCUCCUAGUUUUGAUACUGUUGCUAGGGAACUGUCCCCAAGGACGCAGUUCCACAGGUUUGUAAGUUGGAAAGGUGAUGUGCCGUUCAUAAUACAAAUGCUAAUAGCCUUAAGGGAAGCAAGAGAGCGCCUUGUUUCCAAAACACAUCUCUCCUCUUUCUCAUUCCAUUCCCACCGAAGCGCUGUAGUUAUUGAACGUAGUCAUCAACAUCUGAGAAUUCUACAGCAGCGUAGGUUAAGAAGCAGCAUUUCACAUUGCAGCACAGUAAUAACAUGGUAAUAAGGAGGUAAAAGUUUGAUAGUAAAAAGGUAAUAGCAUCAUGUCAGCUAUGUAAUUACCAUAAUAUUUUGGAAACCUGCCAAUGAUAAUAUUUCAUAAAGCUGAAAUUCAUCUCCCCUUGUUUUCCAGUAGUAUAAUCAUUUUGAGUGCCAUGAAUUUUCACAUGAUUUUAAAGGUGCAGCCUCUAAUAUUCAAAGCUCAUAUCAGGACACUAAUGUCAUCAUAUUACCAUUUUUAAGAAAAAAUAUUCCUCUGAUAACAGGUUUAUUAUUUACAGACUGCCAUAUUGUCACCAAAAUAUUACUAAACUUUAAAUAGUAAUGUUUCUCCUCUUAUUAACCUUUGUUUUUGGCCCCUGAUUAUCCUUAAUUCAAUAUUAAACCGACACAGCUGGUGUAAAUACUAUGCUAUACCCUGAUUAUUACAGCUUUAUUAUGACCAUCUUAGCCCACCUGUUUUAGGUGCUUACAAAUCCAAACAAGUAGCAGCUCAACUUGGAAAAAAAAAAAGAAAAAGAGAAGAAAAACAAUGUUUUUUCAUUGUCAUUUAUUUAUUGGUACUCACAGAUCUUAUUAUACAUUAAUGAUCACCCAGCGCCCUCACACUUGUAACUCUAUUCUCUUCUGUGUUAGUCCUUUGUGGAUACAUAAAGCGAUAUAACAGUGACAGUGUGUGAAAAAGAGAAGGAGGCAUUCCCCAUUGGGCUGCAUGUCAACAUUCAUUAUGUUUAUUUUUAGACAAUAAAGGGAGUAGAUGAGAGGCAGAAUGAAAUAAAUACACUAGGUGGGAUUAUGACAGCGUUAAAUUACCAUACACAGCUUGUCCUCACAUUCCACUCGGCCGAUGUUUGACAGGAGCGUCUAAAUUGCUUUUGAUGGUCACCCGGCUGCAGCAGAGUCUUAUCUCUCUCUGACUGUGUGAUCAUCUGAGGUCUGAUCAAUGUACAAUUUUCUGUACAGGCGGGGCAGCACAGCCAGCGGCCUCCGGCAAACCGCUCUCACAGACACACAGUAACAACACAAACCCUGCUCCCUGUAGCAUGACUGAAGCUGUGAUUGAAGAAAGGCUUUCCAUAGAGACAGGACCCCCCCCCCCCCCAAGAGGAUGCUGCAACAAGGCUACAUAUCGACCUCUGUUGCAGCAUGUGGUCGGGCCGACAUGCUAACGAGUCCCAUCAUUACUCUCCUGCCUUUGCGUCAGGCCCUCUGUGUUUGCUAUCAUGCUUGCAACAAGGACACAUGCGCCUAUAUGUCACCUUGUACACGACAGAACAAUGAAUCACCUAACCUCAAACAUCCUACCUUAAAACAUGUAUACACACACUUAUACAUUACUGGGUUUAAAAUCACCAUUAAUAUACCUCAUUAACAACUCAAAUGUUUCUGUUUUAAUCAUUUUGAUUUCAUGUUUCUGUCCACUCAGUCUGCACUUAAAACACUACUCGGUGUCUGAAGUUUUUAAUCUGUAAAAAAA
Messenger RNA from Sphaeramia orbicularis (orbiculate cardinalfish), 6782 nucleotides. RefSeq names its product dystrophin related protein 2 (gene drp2). Gene Ontology annotation, molecular function: zinc ion binding; protein binding. Gene Ontology annotation, cellular component: plasma membrane. The transcript is spliced from 24 exons. Gene Ontology annotation, biological process: synaptic signaling. The record is from RefSeq and is a predicted model, not a curated record. The coding region runs from base 245 to 2881 and encodes 878 amino acids. Lineage: Eukaryota; Metazoa; Chordata; Actinopteri; Kurtiformes; Apogonidae.